Messenger RNA from Vairimorpha ceranae, 504 nucleotides. RefSeq lists its product as hypothetical. Bases 1 to 504 code for a protein of 167 amino acids. The transcript has a single exon. Gene Ontology annotation, cellular component: nucleus. The record is from RefSeq and is a predicted model, not a curated record. Lineage: Eukaryota; Fungi; Microsporidia; Nosematidae.
AUGACUGAACCAACACAAAGACUUGCAGUUCUAAAUUGCAACAAUUUCAAUCCACUGUUUGAUCUACUUGAAGAAAUUACUACAAAUUAUAAAGUAGAAAAAUGCACAUCUAAAUCUGGAAACAAAUGUUUUGUAGUUAAAGCUGAAAUUAAAGACAAUAUAAAAAUUUAUGAAGUCUUAAAUAACCUAGAAGUAGAGGAUAGUGUUCUUGACUGUAGAUUUGUAGGACCCGAAUUAAUUUUUGACCAAAUAGAAGAUGUUAACAGAGAGGUUUGUGAAGACGUUGUUGAACAAUCUGACAGUAAUAAAGUUCUUAAGGACGAUUUAAAAAUCGAUUGUAAUGACGAUUUAGACACAGAUUUUGUGGUCAAUUUAUACGAUAGUAGGUUUUUAGAGAUGUAUAUCAAUGACGAUUUUUAUAUUGACACUUCGCACGAUGAAUACAAAAAAUGUAGUUUUUUAAAAUAUUUUAUUGAAGCUAAAAAGAAAUUUAAACAUAAGUAG